Messenger RNA from Trypanosoma grayi, 819 nucleotides. RefSeq lists its product as hypothetical. Bases 1 to 819 code for a protein of 272 amino acids. NCBI's taxonomy places the organism in Eukaryota, Euglenozoa, Kinetoplastea, Trypanosomatida, Trypanosomatidae. The record is from RefSeq and is a predicted model, not a curated record. The transcript has a single exon.
AUGAAAGGGGUACGUGCUCUGUGGAACAAAUUACUGUCUCGGUCAGUUUCUCUUACUGAGUCAGGAAGGAAUUCACUUAAGGAGGGGCUUCUUUCUCCGCCACAUUCUUUUGAUUUGCACCAUGAGUUGGGGUCUCGUGAGUUCACGCUGUAUACAGAAAACCUUAGUGGUGCAGAAGUUUUGAUUCAUUGCAGUGUUGAUAACCGUGGGCUUCGUUCUUUGAAUGGAGGCGAAAAGGAAAAGAUUCGCAGUCAAAGGGCUCAUUUCAGAACACGCCUGCAGAAUUCUACACCAAGGACAUCUCCGGUCGAAGUAUCUGCCUUUGUAAGUGUACCACAUACUGCAUUUACGGUUGAGGCAUCUUGUAGUUGCUUGCUGGGUUUACUUGUUGUGGAUGGUGUUGUUAUUCAUAGUGGUUGCAUUACGGAGUCGCUGGUACCACGGGAUGGGUAUUCGGCGUGUGAAAUGGUGUAUCAUGGGCCGUUGCUUAGCCAGAGGGCGCUUUCAGAGUCUCUGAUCAAUAUCAGAAGUGGUGCUAACCCCUUGGAUCCGUACAGGCAGGAACAGGCUUUCUUUUUUGACAGACACGUACGACCUUGGAGCUCGCGUUUUACGCGUUUCGGUCAUGUGCCAGUUCACACGGUGCAGCCGCGAUUCGCCAAUGCCGUGUGCAGUUUUCUUGAACGGUUCGAUGUGGACGAUGAAGUUGCGGUUUUUGCGGAGCGCUUUGCUCAUGUAGUGCAGAAGAGAGAAAAGGAAGCAUGGACUGGAGUUCUCAGGCGUACAAUUGGGGAUAAAACAAGGCGUUGCCUAGCGUGA